Molecule: messenger RNA, 1526 nt
Organism: Prunus avium (sweet cherry)
Lineage: Eukaryota; Viridiplantae; Streptophyta; Magnoliopsida; Rosales; Rosaceae
Product: sulfate/thiosulfate import ATP-binding protein, putative (DUF506)
Source: RefSeq, a predicted model, not a curated record
CCCUUAUAUAUAAAGCACCUCACAUAUUCCAUUUUCCUCCAAGUUUCUCCACACUAGUAAAAGCUCAUCACCAAAAGCUGCUUCAUCAAUGGCGGGUUUUGUAAGGACCAGAACAAAGAGAGUCACUUACCCUCUCGACGACAAGGUCAGGGCACGCCUCGUCGGCGGCUACAGCUCCGAGCUCAGCAUCUACGACGUCAGCAGCGGAAGCGAGCAUUCCGGCGACGGCGACUCGCCCUGCCUCUCCGAGCUCGUCCACGAUUUCCUCCAGGACGACUCGUCCGAGACUCGGUUUCCGGACAACGAGACUGACUCGGACCGAGUCGACUCGGCCUCCGACGCGAACGCGAUGGACUCUAUUCUCAAAUCCGCGGCUGUUAGCAGAAAUGCGGACUCGUUUGCGAAGCUGCUCCGCUCUCACGUUUCCGAGGCGGUGGAGGCGUUUUCGUGCCUGAGAUCCGGCAACAAGUCCGCCCUGCGACGGAGCGUGAUGUCGUUUUUGAGAGCCCGGGGGCACAAUGCGGCGAUCUGCAAGACCAAUUGGAGCUCUUCCAGCAACAUCGCCGCCGGUAGCUACGAGUUCAUCGACGUGGUUUGCGCCCAAUCGAGCUCCUCCGUGUGGCAGAGCCGGUACUUCGUGGACCUCGACUUCGCCGCCGUGUUCGAAAUCGCUCGGCCAACUAGCCAGUAUUCGCGGCUGUUGCAGUUGCUGCCGAGAGACUUCAUCGGCACCUCGGAGGACCUGAAGCGAAUCGUCCGAGUCAUGAGCGACGCCGUCAAGAGGUCGCUGAGAAGCAGAGAGCUCUCCGUGCCUCCGUGGAGGAAAAACCGUUACAUGCAGAACAAGUGGUUCGGUCCGUACAAACGGACAGUUAAUCCGUUGACGGAGAAAUCGUUUUCAAUAUCCUCCACCGUUUUCGCUCCGGUAUCUGUUGCGAAAUGCCGUUGGGUUGGAUUCGACGACGCCGCUUCUGACUCCAGCGUCAACGGCCGUCUAUACGUCCGUACUUAGAUGAUUAGUAAUAAUUAGAUAAAUUAAUCGGUUAAUCAAAAAAUAAUGAUGGUUAAAUUUUAAUUUUUUUUGGUUUUUUGUGGUGUAACGCGGAAAAUGCACAUCGUGUACGCGCACACCUUAGCUGCACGUCACUUGAAUAUAGAAACAUCGUAGUUCCAACAAAUCUGGGCUGUUGGUUUGUUUUGUUGGGCGUAAGCCUAUAAAUCGAACGGUUUUGAGAUGGGGUCUCAGUGUAACGUGUGCAGAUCAGAGUGGGUGAUUACUUCGGUGUGAAGUUUUAUCCUGAAAGGAUUUUUGAUGCGAUGAGGAUGACAGGUGGCACCGUUUGAUGAAGUCGCUUUCGCGCGCGGUGAUGUGACGGGUGAUGAUAACAUUUGGAAAUUGUUGGGACAGUUGGCCUGUAAUGAAAGCGUGGUUGUGUGUGGCUGGUGCAACAAAUUUAUGUAUGAUAUUUGUAAACGUGGAGGAACAAGAUAAGAAGGAAGAGACAAUAAUUUGGAAUUUUGGAUAA